AAAGUAAAAUCACUUUGCGUCAUUUCCUCCGUGGAAGCUUGGAAAAAAAGGAACUCGACGCAUACUAGAAAAGUAGAACACGAACUCUUUGUGGUCGAACAUUAUACAACAAUGGCGACGAUCAAGGCUGUCAAAGCUCGUCAGAUAUUCGACAGUCGUGGAAAUCCCACUGUUGAAGUUGAUGUUGUUCUUUCUGAUGGAAUCGUAGCUAGAGCUGCUGUCCCCAGUGGUGCUUCAACUGGUAUCUAUGAAGCUCUUGAGCUGAGAGAUGGAGGAUCUGAUUACCUUGGAAAAGGUGUCCUCAAGGCUGUGGAGAAUGUGACUUUGAUUAUUGGACCUGCUUUGGUUGGCAAGGACCCAACAGAGCAGACCAAAAUUGACAACUUCAUGGUACAGCAACUUGAUGGAACCGUCAAUGAAUGGGGUUGGUGCAAGCAGAAGCUUGGAGCUAAUGCUAUAUUGGCAGUGUCUCUUGCUGUUUGCAAAGCAGGUGCUAUGGUGAAGAAGAUUCCCCUUUACCAGCACAUUGCCAAUCUUGCUGGUAACAAGAACUUGGUGCUACCUGUACCUGCAUUUAAUGUCAUCAAUGGAGGUUCUCAUGCAGGCAAUAAGCUGGCUAUGCAGGAAUUUAUGAUUCUACCUGUUGGGGCAUCUUCCUUCAAAGAAGCCAUGAAGAUGGGUGUAGAAGUUUAUCAUCAUCUUAAGGCUGUCAUAAAGAAGAAGUAUGGACAAGAUGCCACUAAUGUUGGUGAUGAAGGUGGUUUUGCUCCUAAUAUUCAGGAAAACAAAGAGGGUCUUGAGCUGCUUAAGACAGCUAUAGCAAAAGCUGGGUAUACUGGAAAGGUUGUGAUUGGGAUGGACGUUGCUGCUUCUGAAUUCUAUGAUAGCAAAGGCAAAACCUACGAUCUGAAUUUCAAGGAAGAGAACAAUGAUGGAUCCCAAAAAAUAUCAGGAGACAGUUUGAAGAAUGUUUACAAGUCAUUUGUGUCGGACUAUCCAAUUGUAUCCAUCGAGGAUCCAUUUGACCAGGACGAUUGGGAGCACUACUCAAAGUUGACAGGUGAAAUUGGUGAACAAGUGCAAAUUGUUGGUGAUGAUCUCCUUGUCACAAACCCUAAGCGUGUGGAAAAAGCAAUUAAGGAGAAGAGUUGCAAUGCCUUACUCUUGAAGGUGAAUCAAAUUGGCUCUGUGACUGAAAGUAUUGAGGCCGUUAGAAUGUCCAAACAUGCUGGCUGGGGCGUCAUGGCUAGUCAUCGAAGUGGUGAAACUGAGGAUACCUUCAUUGCAGACCUUUCGGUUGGAUUGGCGACGGGCCAGAUUAAAACUGGUGCACCAUGCAGAUCGGAACCUUCUGAGGAUCGAAGAAGAGUUGGGUCUGCUGCUUUCUAUGCUGGAGCAAAUUCAGAGCACAGUACAACUUACUAG
Molecule: messenger RNA, 1425 nt
Organism: Carica papaya (papaya)
Lineage: Eukaryota; Viridiplantae; Streptophyta; Magnoliopsida; Brassicales; Caricaceae
Source: RefSeq, a predicted model, not a curated record